AUGCUCGCCUACAUGCUCAACGACAACGACUCCAAGACCCGCUCCUUCACCACAAAUAAGGCGAGCGCUAAGGAGCUCGUUAGCUGUUAUGUCCUACCAGACCUGAAGGCACUCAAACUCCCACUUCCCGCUGAGGUGAACCUCUACAAUCGGCAUAGAGGUCAGCUCCUCUGUCAGUGGAAUGCAACAGCAGAUCACUCGAUCGCGCAAGUGCAAGAGAAACUGAAUCUUGUUGUCAAAGAAGGGUCUCAUCGACUUCUACGCAUCCGGGAACUCGCAGUACUUCCUUGGGUUCACACUUCGAGCCUCUCAGCCGCCUCGCGUGGUGACGUGCAGGCUGCGGAACCGUCAAAGACGGAGUCAUCCAAACGACUCCGAUCACCUUACCCUGAUGGCGAGACUGAGGCUCAGGCAAAGCGCUUCUGUCGCGGCGGCAGGACUGACGAUAACGCGCUGACACAGGUCUGGCCAGAGCCUCAACAGUCUCCUGUUCCUGGUCCUGUAGAAGUCUCUGCAUCCCACUUGGCAACCGCCUCUGAAGGUUCUAAACUGGCCAACGACGACUCUUGGCAGAUUCUACCUGGCUCUGCGUCUCUUUCGGAUACUGGGACAAACAAUUCGAGCCACACAAGUACCAGUGGUGCGAAUGCCAUACGCGAUGGAACUACUAUCCCCGCUGGGACUGAGGCUCAGGCUCAGGCUCACUCAAGCAGCACUCAAGUGGCUGGCGAUACGACUGCGACCUCUCUGACUAGCGGAUCAUGUGGUGUAUCUUCUGGCCUUGCCACGAACUCGACGGCUAGCUCCGUUGCAUCAGGCUCUGGGAACACUCAUCUUCUGCCGCGACACACAACAUCUAUGCAGUACUGGGUGUUCCAUGUGAACACGAGCCCUGCCACCACCUCGCAUCGAUGGCUAAGGGGUGGAACAACCGGCUGA
Molecule: messenger RNA, 939 nt
Organism: Fomitopsis serialis
Lineage: Eukaryota; Fungi; Basidiomycota; Agaricomycetes; Polyporales; Fomitopsidaceae
Exons: 5
Coding region: 1-939 (312 amino acids)
Source: RefSeq, a predicted model, not a curated record